UUUUUAGCAAGCGUUCAUCACUAAUAACUACAACAACAAGCGUCGCUUUACAAGCAAACGGUUUUAAAAUGGAAGAGACGCACGAUUUUCAGUUUAUUUUACCAAUAAAAAACAAUGAUUUACUUAAUUCACGCGGCGAUCAGUACUAUGUACAACAGAUAUACACGCCCAGCGAAAUACCAGAGCAAUUACUGGCAUGUAAAAAUAAAGUGCAUCAGCGUGAUCCAUUCUAUAUAUUCGAGCACUUUGAUACAUACUACUCGAUAAUUGAAAACACUGCUAGCGAUGCCGCCGCCAUACGCAAUCUGAUGCGUGCCUUUGACUUAUUGUACCUUACCGUGGACAGAUUGGGCGGGCAGCUAAUGCCGCUGUUAACGAGCAACGAGCCGCCGUCAACGCAGGAUCGUGUGCGCUAUCUGAAUCUCACGAAAAUGACCCUAUACUUAUUUGUUAACGUAGUGAAGCGCAUUGACGUCGUUGUCCAACAGGUGAUGCGGGACCAGCAGUUGAACCAGCAGAAAAAGCGCGCCAAGCAAGGCGAGGUGCUGGAACAGUAUCCCGAUUGGGAUGUAAAGCGAGGCAAGUUUCUGGUGCAGCUUUAUAAUGUCCUGCAGUGUCCUCUAGAGAAGCUCUGGAAUCCCCCUGUAGCCGAGGAAAGCUUUGUAACCAUGUUGUGUGAUAUUUGUUACCGUACUUUGGAAUUGGUGCCGCCUCGGCUGGAUAACCGGCAUAUUAUUGACACGAUCUUUCAAAUCUUUGGCAUCGCCAUCAAACGGUAUAACCAUGCCAUAACCUUUCCGGCUAGGAUACUGCAAAUUCUCCGGAGUACUGAGCAUGCUGCAACGGCCGUAGCGAGUGGCAUUUUAUUGCUUCACGAAGAAUACGGCAUUUCCACAGUCUUCUCGAUACUGAUGAAGGAUGUUGUCGAGGCCCUCACCCUGGACACUUCGGAUACUGCGGUCUCGCGUAACUUUUCGAAUUUUCUUGCCGAGUUCUCGGGUAUUGCACCCAAGCUGAUGAUACCACAUCUUUCUAAGCUGGGCGACGAAAUGCUGGACUGCGAAUCACAUGUGCUGCGCAACUGUGUACUGCAGAUCAUGGGUGAUGCUGUUGUGGGUGAACUUACCUCUGAAGAACUCGACGAUGAUAUGAAGGAGGCGCGCAACGAGUUUCUCGACAAUCUGCUAUCCCAUGUUAACGACAUAUCCGCUCAUGUGCGCUCCAAGGUGUUGCAUAUUUGGCAUCAUUUGAAGGAGCAGCAUGCAAUUCCGCUGAGUUUUUUAAUCAAAGUGCUGCGCGAGGCCGUGUGCCGGCUAGAGGAUAAAAGUUCCUUGGUGCGUAAGUCGGCCAUACAGCUGAUAAAGGCUUUUCUCGAAAACAAUCCGUAUUCUGGAAAAUUAACACUUGAGGAGCUAAUUAAGAAGCACGAGAAGGAAGUUGAAGUUAUGGAACAGUUGGACGAAGUGUUGGCUGAAGAGCGCAAUCAGUUGAAAAAGCUCGACGAGCAAUGGGAAGCCAUAACGCCGGAGUUGUUGCCCAUUAUUGAGGAAAACUUGCGUAUGGCUCCAGAGCUACAGUUCGACAAGGAGGAAGAGUACGAGCAGCUGGUGCAAAAGAUAUUGCCGCUUCUUUUAGAAAAAAACUACAAGGAAGCCAUAGUACUGGUGCGAAAAGCAGACUAUGCAGCGGGCAAUCAGGAUAUAAGCCAACUGUUGAAGCCAGAGGAGCGUUGUGUUUAUAUUUUAGCGCUAUUUAAAACCUUUCUCUCCCUUGCCAAUGGCUGCAAGGACAGCAGCGAGGAAAUGCAGAAGCAAAUAAAAACUGUUGAGUUUCUCAAGGAUAGCAUCGAGUUCUCGCAUGUGGCGACCUCCGCCAUGCCAAAAAUACUCGAAAUGCUGUUGUCUAAGACGAACACAGACGUCUUCGAGGCAGUCGAUCUUUUCACUACAGGCUACCUCUUUGGUAUACACGGCACCCAGACAGGCAUGCAGCGCAUGUUGAAUCUGGUGUGGUCCUCAGAUAAGGAGAAGCGGGAUGCAGUAUCCAAUGCGUAUCGGAAGGUGCUCUUUACCACGGAUAAGACAGAACGCGCGCAUGCCAUUAAGGUUGUGCAAAAUCUAUCCAAGUUUCUCUCCGAGGUUGAGUACGGGCACUACACGGCCAUGGAAACGCUGAUGGGCGAAUGGGUGGCCACCGAAGAUAUUGAUGCGCUCAUCAUUCAGGUGCUAUUCGAACGAUUUACGCUCAAGCUGGAGGGCACCACAAAAGAUGAGGCCCGAUUGGCUCUGCAGCUGCUUAUUAUGGCUUCGCAGGCAAAAUCAACUAUAGCCUCAGCCAAUCGUGCCCUUAUCGAGGAUAUUGCGACGGGAGAGCGUGUGAGACAGGAUCCUCGCAUCUAUACCAGCUGCCUUCAACUCCUGGUCAACAGCAUCGAUGCGAACAACAACAGCAAAUACUAUAAACGUUGCGCCACCGAUGCCAAAUUCGUGCAGCAAAUUACGCGCCUGUUUCUGGACUUUUUCUUUCAUCCCCAACUGCCUGACUUUGAUGCGCUGGCCAUGAGCCUGUUCGAGUACUAUUAUCGCAUGUGCCAGGCGCCGGAUGAGCUGGCUCAGAAUAUUGUGAGCGAGCUGAUUGGGCGCUUCAAUGACCACUGGCUGGUAGUAGCAGAGCCUGAGGAGCCACCGCAAACGCAGACUACGGACAUUCCAUACUCACAGCCGCUGCCCAUGUCACAGACUCUAACACAGACCCAGACACAAACUAAAGCUGUUGAAAACCAACAGGCCCGCAUUCCCGUUUAUUUGGUUUCAAGGUUUGUGUUUUGCGUUGGUUACAUGACCAUCAAGGAGAUGAUAUUUCUGGACAUGGAUGUCUACAACAACAUGAAGUACCGUGAAGAGUUGACCGCCCUCGAAGAGAAGAAGAACAAAAAGGACGCUGUGAACGCAGUCCGCCGCCAGACCAUGAAUGUCUCGGCAAUGGAGGUGCGGAAGCGUUUGUCGGGCGUAGCCGCGGAGCCGCAGCAGGAGCCCGACGACGAUUUAGUGGGUGCAACAGCAGAGGAUAACAUUGCCGAGGAAAUCAAUGCCAUCUGUGAGGACAUGCUGUUGUAUGAGCCGAAUGCGCUCAUGUCCAAGAUCUACCCGAUUAUAAUUGAUAUAUGCAAGCGGCCUGGGGAGUAUCGGGAUCAGCAGCUGCAGCAGGCAGCUACCCUAACACUGGCGCGCCUGAUGACGGUCUCGUCCAAGUUCUGCGAGUCGAACAUGUCCUUCCUCAUGAAUAUCCUUAAUAUGACCAAAAAUUUGAAGAUCAAGUGUAACACUGUGGUGGGUCUCUCGGAUCUGACAUUCCGUUUCCCGAACAUAAUCGAGCCCUGGACAGGCCACUUUUACUCUCAGCUGCACGAGGAGGACACCGAGCUUCGCCUGACCGCCGUCAAGAUGCUUUCUCAUCUGAUCCUGCAUGAAAUGAUACGCGUCAAGGGACAGAUAGCCGAUCUUGCACUGUGCAUUGUCGACGAAAGCGAUGAGAUCAGGAAUAUUACACAACAGUUCUUCAAGGAGAUUGCCAACAAGUCGAAUAUACUGUACAACGUGCUGCCCGACAUUAUCUCUAAGUUAGGUGACAUUAAUCUUCACCUGGAGGAGGAUAAAUAUCGCACAAUUAUGCGCUAUAUACUGGGACUCAUUCAAAAGGAUCGCCAGAUCGAGACGCUGGUGGAGAAGCUAUGUCUGCGGUUUCCGGUCACUCGCGUGGAGCGUCAGUGGCGCGACAUUGCCUACUGUCUGGGCCUGCUGAGCUACAACGAAAGAUCGAUUAAGAAGCUAAUCGACAACGUGCAACAUUUCCGUGACAAGGUGCAGGUGGAUGAGGUCUACCAGUCCUUCAAGCUCAUUAUCAGCAAUACUUCAAAGCUGGCCAAACCGGAGCUCAAAGCCGUAGUUACGGAGUUUGAGACGCGCCUUAACGAAUGCCUGCAGGUCGUCGAACCAGGCACGAGUUCCCAAUCCGAAAAAGGUCCCAACGAAACGCGUGCCAACAAGACCAGGACCGCGAAGCCAACUACCAAACAACGCGGACGUGGAACACGCGCGGCAGGCAGCAACAGGCGUGGACGAAAUGCGCGGCAGGAGAGCAGCUCCGAGCAGGACAGCUCCGAGGAUGAUGGCUCCGACAGUGAUGAGGCGCCCCCUGCGCCUCGCCAGCAAGCGCAGAAAAAACAACAACAGCGUGGCAAGAACACAGCUCCCUCGUCUGGCUCCAGUGAAGAGUCCGAGCAGGAAAUAAGCCAGCGCAACAGCAAUCAAAGCUCUCGGCGAGCGCGUAAAUGAUAUCAUCUGCAAGUUGUGCAAACUUUUUAUACUUAUAUUAUAUUUUUAGA
Drosophila novamexicana is the source of this 4384-nucleotide messenger RNA. It is a transcript of the gene Cap-D2, whose product is annotated as condensin complex subunit 1. Gene Ontology annotation, cellular component: nucleus; condensed chromosome, centromeric region. Gene Ontology annotation, biological process: mitotic chromosome condensation; mitotic cell cycle; meiotic chromosome condensation. The transcript is spliced from 6 exons. Gene Ontology annotation, molecular function: histone binding. Lineage: Eukaryota; Metazoa; Arthropoda; Insecta; Diptera; Drosophilidae. The record is from RefSeq and is a predicted model, not a curated record. Bases 69 to 4334 code for a protein of 1421 amino acids.